AUGGAGACUUUCCCGCCAUCAUAUGAACAUGCCACAGCGAGAGAUGUUUGGGUCAUUGUCGCGCUAAAAACACUGAAGCGGUCACGCUGUUGGGUCAGAGAACUCACGCACACGUUGCGCAUCCCUCCUGCUCUGUCGGAGGUAUUCGAUGGGCCGAAGAAGACUUGGCUGCUUGAAUUGCUCGAGUUUCUGCCCAGGUUGCAGUCGUUGAUUGUCUCAGGAUUGCCAUGUUUCGAUCACAGCUCCCUAGUUUGUUUGGACCACGCUGGGACUCCAGCCCCGAAAUAUGAUUUACGUUUACUUCUUGCGGAUUGGGGGCCCAAUACGACGUCAAGGGGACUCAUCAACGCGUUAUGGCGUUUCCCGCAACUGGUUUACUUGGAUCUAUCCUACACUGCAGCCGCUAGGGACGGGCGAGUGUUGGCAGCCUUUUCACAGCUGCGGAGCUUGCAAGUUUUGAAGCUCCGGGGAAUCGGAUUCGGGGACAGUGGACUCCAAGUUCUGGCAGAUGCUAUUGGGAUGCGAGUGAGAUUCCUGGACAUUCGGAAUAAUUCCCUGAAUGAUAGUGCGUUGGAGUUUUUGAUACAAGACCAUCUGCUGACGCCUGAGGAGCAUGUGAACUGGUCUGAAUCCGUGGAAAGAUAUCAAUUCGAAUGGCGAUUGCUAACGACCCCUUUCGGGAAUGUUUUGACGUCAAAUUCGUUCAAGAGCAACCGUCUUGACGAGCACUUCGCUAGACAGCUCGCUAUGCCGCUUGACGGCCGAUCUUCAUUGGAUGAUAUACCCCGUAUUGGAAUAACACAUUUAUAUAUUGGCGAGAACAAUCUAACCUUGGAAGGGUUGGCGAAAAUCCUCCAGUCUGGCAGGUUAUGUGUUUUUGACGGUGGAACUGUUGCUCCUGCGAGAAAAGAAGAGCGUAAGGGAGAUAUCAAGCCUGCCAGCCUGCCUGGCGUGGAGAAACUUAUUGCUACUCUCUCUCAACCUAUAGCUAGGAACCUUACAUAUUUACGGAUUCACCACGCCAUAGUGACAGGAUCCGCUCAGGCACGGGAUGAUGCGCCAAAUGCUCCUGAAGCCAUGCCGGCGAAUCCGCUUCUGUCGUCUGCUCAACAGCGGAAUAAUCUUAUCAAAUGCCUUAUUGCCAGGCGCCCUAAAAUAACAGCACUACCGGGGCAUAAUGACAGUGACAUUAAUAUAAUUUCCUUCCACCCUUCAAGUUGCCCCAAUCUGGAAACACUAGUCCUUACCGGCCUCCCGUCAACCGUGUUCGCCUCCUCCCCUAUCCUAGAAUCCUUGAAACGAUUCAUUUCAGCUUGUGCCGAUGAAGCCUUGCUCUCUUCUUUGCAGGCUAGAUCGGACUACUCCCUUCCACCAGCCUGGAAUCGGACAGAGGCAGAAAACCAGCGAUCAAAAUCGAUCUUCGCUCUUAAGCUGCUGGUUCUAGAAAUCGCUCCUUUGUCGAAAAAGGAGAAACUAGGUUCCUGGAUUCCAUCAAGUUACCACAGUCCUGCGCAUUUGAAAUCUAGCACGGGCGACAGAGAUUCCGAAAACCUGUGGACAGCUGCCAUGCACGAUUUUAGUUUCUUUGGGAGGGAAGAUGACGAACUCGUAGAUAUCGAGCGUGACAGCGAAGAUGAUAGCCAUCCUGUGACCGGUACGUUGCCAAAGUCGCAAACAGCAGAUUCACUGUCGAUUAUAUCAAAAGGGCACGCAAAGACCGACACUCCUCACAUAUCUACCAACCCCCCUGAGAAACAAAUAGACCUGGUGGCGGCGCUGGCAUCUUUCCGCAAAGAAAAGAGGAUGGAGUAUAAUGAGUUAUUUUGUAGUAUUCAGCGGAAAGAAGAGCUGAUGGACAAGACACCAGGACAACCUUCGUCUUCCACGGGAUCGGCUAUUCCAAUCUAUGUCGAGGGCCAUUGGGACGGGGAGGUACGGAUUGUGAGGAAUUAA
Molecule: messenger RNA, 1953 nt
Organism: Uncinocarpus reesii 1704
Lineage: Eukaryota; Fungi; Ascomycota; Eurotiomycetes; Onygenales; Onygenaceae
Exons: 2
Coding region: 1-1953 (650 amino acids)
Source: RefSeq, a predicted model, not a curated record